ACCUAUAAAAAAUUUGUUAAAAGUUGAAUCACUUUUAUGUUAUAAAUAUGUGAAAAUAAAUUUAUUUCACAAAUAACACAGCAGUAACAUAGCAGUGGCAAUAAUUCAUCUGUUAAAUAUAGUAAAAAGCGACGCACGCAACAUUCAAUAUGGCCGCCAGAAGAAAAAAUUUCUGUAGUAUCUGGCCAAGCAUAAGAACGUAUCGAUGUUCUUGUACAGUGAAAGAUUAAGAAAGUUUAUACAAAAGUGGCCUGGCAAGAAAACUUUCGGCGUCUAUCGUUUCUUACCAUUGUUUUUCAUUUGUGGUGCACUGUUAGAAUUUUCUAUGAUCAACUGGCAGGUUGGUCAGGUUAACUUUUAUAAGGUAUAUAAAAAGCGAAUUGUACUAGAGAUGGUUGAAGAAAGAUUACGGAAAAUGGAAGAAAAAGAUUUCUAA
Vespula vulgaris is the source of this 436-nucleotide messenger RNA. Its product is annotated as small integral membrane protein 4. NCBI's taxonomy places the organism in Eukaryota, Metazoa, Arthropoda, Insecta, Hymenoptera, Vespidae. The record is from RefSeq and is a predicted model, not a curated record. Bases 206 to 436 code for a protein of 76 amino acids. The transcript has a single exon.